UGUGUUGUGUAAAAACUCAGCUCGGCAUCAAUCUCUAUGGCACUCCUGCGAUACGAAUGAACAAGUAAAAAAAUUCUCACCUCCGCGCAACGAAAACUACGUGGCCCACUGCAACCAUGGUUCGGAUGUUUGGACUGCUUUUGACGGCCUCUGGGCCCAUUAAAUUCGGAUCAAAUGCCAUUGGAAAAAAUACGAGCACAUUUGCAGCGCUGAAAUACUGUGGGUCGACGGUGACGAAUAUGAGGUUGAAGAAAAGUUUGUUACUUGGAGGAAGAGAAGUUACCAGUUUCUCCAGAUUGCUUUCCGUCAAGCCCCCAAGAGGUUUUGAGAAGUAUUUCCCCAAGAAAAGUGAAGAUUCAGAAGAGUCUCCUGGUGUCAUGAAAUCAUGCGAUGAACCCAAAAAUGUGAACUCCAGUGAUCUCCUGCCAAGUGAAACUAGAAGAAAAUUACAUGGAGGAGACAGAGGAAAAGAAAGUGGCGGUGGACAAGGAGGGGGUGACAACGGCGGAGAUGACAACUGGUGGACCCGCAUUCAGAGGGGAGAUUUCCCCUGGGACAAGAAGACUUUCCAGCAUGUGGCUAUUGCAGCGGCUGGAAUGCUGUCCAUGUUUGUUUACUUGCACUUAAGGGAGACCGGAAAGGAGAUCUCAUGGAGAGAUUUUGUAAACCACUACCUCACUCAAGGACUGGUUGAGCGCCUAGAAGUGAUCAACAAGCAGUAUGUCAAAGUGAUCCCAGCGCCAGGAGUGAGCACCUCUGACGUGAGUUUUGUGUGGUUCAACAUAGGAAGUGUGGAGACGUUUGAACGUAACCUGGAGUCGGCACAGAACGAGCUGGGCAUGGAAUCUCCUCGCAACGUGCCAGUGGUGUACACCUCAGAGAGUGAUGGCUCUUUCCUGAUGAGCCUGCUCCCUACCGCACUUCUAGUCGGUUUCCUGCUCCUCACUCUGAGGCAAGGGCCAAUGAUGGGAGGCCGUGGGGGCGGGGGCGGUGGGGCCCGGAACAACAAUCCCUCCAGCAUGAGUGAAUCCAAAGCCAAGAUGAUAAAGGGCAACAUCAGCGUCAGGUUUAAGGACGUGGCUGGCUGUGAAGAGGCCAAAGUGGAGAUCAUGGAGUUGGUCAACUUCCUGAAAAGCCCUAAACAAUACCAGGACCUGGGAGCCAAAAUCCCCAAGGGGGCUGUGCUAUCAGGACCCCCGGGGACUGGGAAGACUCUACUGGCCAAAGCUAUGGCUGGAGAGGCAGAUGUUCCCUUUAUCACGGUCAACGGCUCUGAGUUCCAGGAGGUGUAUGUGGGAGUUGGACCAGCUAGGAUGAGAGACAUGUUCAAUAUGGCCAGGAAGAACGCUCCAUGUAUUCUCUUCAUCGACGAGAUCGACGCAGUGGGCAGAAAACGGGGCAGAGGAGAGUUUGGUGGGCAGAGUGAGCAGGAGAACACCUUGAACCAACUGCUGGUGGAGAUGGAUGGCUUCAACACCAGCACCAACGUGGUCGUCUUGGCAGGAACCAAUCGAGUGGACGUCUUGGACCCCGCUCUGUUGAGGCCUGGCAGGUUCGACAGGCAGAUUUAUAUUGGUCCACCUGACAUCAAAGGCAGAGCGUCAGUCUUUAAGGUGCACCUGCGUCCACUGAGGCUGGACUCCAGUAUAGACUCAGAUGCCCUCGCCAGGAAGCUUGCUGCUUUAACCCCUGGCUUCACUGGUGCUGACAUAGCUAAUGUGUGCAAUGAAGCAGCACUCAUUGCUGCCAGACAUCUCAACAAAGCAAUCCAGGCUAAGCACUUUGAACAUGCCAUAGAGAGAGUUAUUGGAGGCCUGGAGAAGAAGACCCAGGUCCUUCAGCCCACUGAGAAGACCACCGUGGCCUACCAUGAGGCCGGCCAUGCUGUGGUGGGCUGGUUCCUGGAGCAUGCUGACCCCCUUCUCAAGGUGUCAAUCAUUCCUCGGGGUAAAGGCCUUGGUUACGCACAGUACCUGCCAAAGGAGCAGUACCUGUUCACCCGGGAGCAGCUGUUUGACAGGAUGUGCAUGAUGCUGGGAGGUCGCGUAGCAGAGCAGGAGUUCUUCGGCAGGAUCACCACAGGUGCCCAGGACGACCUGAGGAAGGUCACGCAGUCUGCCUAUGCACAGAUAGUGCAGUUUGGCAUGAACGACUCGCUGGGUCAGAUGUCCUAUGACCUGGCCCGGCCAGGGGAGCUGAUGUCCGAGAAACCGUACAGCGAGGCCACCGCGCAGCUCAUCGACCAAGAAGUGCGCCAGCUCAUCGAAAAGGCCUUCGUCAGGACACAGCAGCUCAUCACCGACAAGCGGGACUUGGUGGAGAAGGUGGGUAAACGCCUCCUGGAGAAGGAAGUGCUGGACAAAGGGGACAUGCUGGAACUACUGGGGCCAAGACUCUGUGAGGAGAAGUCCUCCUACGAGGACAUUGUUGAGGGCACGGGCACUUUGGAGGAGGACACUAGUCUACCAGAAGGCUUGAAAAACUGGAAUCGGGAGAAAGAAGAUCCCCCACAGCAGCUUAAAGAAGCUGUAUUCUAGACGGGCAUACAGCAUGUGUGGUUUCGUGUUGUGUGGGCUUGGCUUCAGAACUUGGAGCCUGGCCUCCCUCCAGCAGGGUCAGCAUAGUGCUAUGGGGAUAUAUAUACGGUACUCAAGGUACUCUGUAUGGCAGGAGCCAGGGUGGUAAGAGGCUUUGGUUUCAAAGCUGACCUGCUUCCCUAGAUGGACACUUCAAUUCCACUGACCCGGAAUGUGCAAUCAUCUUUUUUUUUAUUGUUAUUCAGGUGCUGAAUAGUACAAUAAUGUCCAUGUUUAAAGUGGAAUAUUGUGCUUUGAAGAUUGAGGUGUGAAUCAUAUCAUGCCUUGCCUUAUAACACAUGAGUGUUAGUGGUCACAACACUUUGUAAAUAAGCUUGAUGAAGUGGUCGUUCUGAUAUUGCGAAGAACUGUGUUGUGUUGAACAAGCAACUAAAAGAAAUACUGUAAGACUGUUGGCCUGCUGUGUUGCCUGCUUUGCAAAAAAUGUGUAAGUGAACCAUGCAGUCUGUAGUGAGUGUGUUUGUGUGAGUACAUACUGUAUGUACGUUGUAUGCGUGUAUGUACAUAUGAGUGCGUGUCUGUAUGCAGGCACAUACAGCAGACAGAUGUAUGUAAUGCCCCGAUUCAGACAUAGAGGAGACUAUUUUGCCUGUCAUUCUGUAAUUACAGGCAAAAUGUUUGGUGGUGCUACGAUAGCCAACAAUGUGUUUGUCACUUUAGAUGCGCCUCUUAUGUGUCUAAUUGUAGACACCUGCUGGCACCAAGAUGUACAUUUGAAUUGAAUUCUGGUGUCUUUUAUUAAAUAUGCUCCCCUGGUUUCUGACUUCCAGCGCUUUGCAUUCCAGCUGGAAAGACUUGGGUUUCUCUGCUGUUAAUCCAAGUGCAGUCCAUUGAGGUUUUUUUCCAGUAAUUUGUUACUGUUCAUGCUCCAGUGGAAAAAAAAGCUGCGGAGACAGCUUUAUCUGUGAAUAAAAAAAAAGUAAUUUGUACUUUAAAACGAGAAAAGGCUUGAUAUCGCUGAAGGAUAAUGUUGUGCAUUAAUAAAAAUUAAGUUAUCAACAUUGCCA
Molecule: messenger RNA, 3604 nt
Organism: Sardina pilchardus (European sardine)
Lineage: Eukaryota; Metazoa; Chordata; Actinopteri; Clupeiformes; Clupeidae
Product: AFG3-like protein 1
Exons: 17
Coding region: 117-2537 (806 amino acids)
Biological process (GO): mitochondrial protein processing
Cellular component (GO): m-AAA complex; membrane
Molecular function (GO): zinc ion binding; ATP binding; ATP-dependent peptidase activity
Source: RefSeq, a predicted model, not a curated record